AGGGCUGGUGAGAACCCCCACGACCCACCCCAGGGUGGCGGCCCCUACCUACACACACACGGCAGCGUGCACACACUGGCAUGGACACACUUCACUCACUGGAGAGGAAAUACCUGUACUCCGACUAUGUCACUGCUGGCCUCAACUCCCCACCUGAAGAUGCCGGAAUUUGGGAAAGUGUUGCAAAACUUGUUGCUGUCGGGAGUUACGUAGCUGCUUUACAAGAGCCAGAGUGUCAACUUGCACUUGGAAGUGAUAUCAAGAAACAGAGGACAGCAGGAGUCUCCAUCAAAGAUCACUACAAAGAAGUUUUAUCUUCUUACCUAUAUAAGGGAGGAUCUGAUAAGCAACAUGUCGUACUGUGCAUUGGCUUGUCGUCACUUAUGCUGUUUACUCAAAACAACUUCACUGGACCAAUUAUUGGUCCAUUACCCAGUACCUUACUGCCAGGUUUGACAAUUGAGGGCCAAAAUGAGGAGAAAAUCAAAGAGGAAGCAUUAGAAUCACUAGUAGGAGACUCUGAAGGAGUUUACAACUUGUUGUAUGGGCCUGAGUACCUAUUGUUGGCCAAUCUUAUUCUUGUUGAUCUCCGGCCAUUCUUGCCAACAUGCUUGACAAUAGAUUGGUGGUGUUUCCGCUGUGCUCUCCUGCAUCAGAGAGUAGCUGAAGAGCGAUCUCCUCAGCUGUAUGAGAUACUCUUACAGGCUCUCAACCAAGUUGAAAACAAUCAACAGUUGGUAAAUAUCAGUGUGUCAAGAGACUUGACAGCUCUUUAUCAUCUAGAAGCUGGGCAUCUCCACUUAUAUUUUUAUGAUGUUGGACGAGCUGGUGAUCAUUUUAAAAAAGCUGCACAGGCCCUGGAGAUUGAAAUUGACUUAUCAGGGGCCCUUGGGAAAAGAACAAAGUGGCAACAAGAGGACCGGCCACAGUUGGUCACUAAAGUAGAAUAUAAAGGACAACCAUUAAUGAACAAUGAGCUCCCAGGCAAUAAUCUUCUUCCUACUGACCUUCCCAAAGAUGUUCUUCUCAAUGAUGAUAUUAGACUUCAUAAAAUUAAGUUUCAGGAGCAAGAUGAUGAUGUUAUCCCUGAUUUAAGACCAAUUGAACAAGCAUUAAUUUUGUCCACAGUCACUCACAAGAGACGGUCAUCAGCAGCUGAUCUGCAGCUCGAUCAGGAGACAAAGGCAUACGUUGUGGCACUCCUUCAAUAUCCGAAGAACUGGUGUUUCCAAAUGUCUGCUUUACUGUUAAGAUCUCGUGUGGAGGCUACUGAGACAAGAGCAAUGGAACGUUCACUGCAUCAAGUGGAGGAGCUAUUAGCAGCUGUAAAUCGAUCCGAACCAUCUAGAUAUGAGAGACUGAAGCUCUUUUCUACUUCAUUAGUAAUCCCUCAUUGGGAAUUACAACAAGAAUUAGCCAAGAUGCUGAUGAGAUUAGGAUGUAUCAAGACAGCUCUUGAAGUUUUUGAGCGUCUUCAGCUUUGGGAGGAUGCUAUUACAUGCUAUAAUGAGCUGCAAAUGCGUCAGCGAUCUGCUGAAGUGGUAAGAAAUCAGUUGAAGAAAGGAGAAACCCCAAAAUUGUGGUGCCUGUUAGGUGAUGCUACCGAUGAUAUUGAAAAUUACAAGAAAGCUUGGGAAUUGUCCAACCACAAAAGUGGAAGAGCUCAGCGAAGCUUGGGAAAUUAUUACUAUGUAAGGAAGGACUACAACAAUGCUAUUUUGCAUUAUGAAAAAAGCAUUGAAAUCAACAAGUUGCAAUUCCCUGUGUGGCAGAGACUAGCUUAUUGUGCCUUGCAGGUUGAAGACUGGGAAAAAUGUGCUCAGGCAUAUAGAAGAUGUAGUGUGUUAGAGCCAGAUAGUUUUGAAGUUUGGAACAACAUGAGUCAAGCAUAUCUGAAAUUGGAUCAAAAACCACGAGCAUGGAAAGCUCUCCAAGAAGCGUUGAGGUGUAAAGUCGACUCUUGGCGACUGUGGGAUAACUUCAUGCUUGUAAGUACAUCUUUGGGCUAUAUGUCACAUGCAUUGAAUGCUUACAAUCGCAUUUUAACAAUGAAGGAACGUCAUGUCGACACACAGAUCAUUGGACGCAUAGUAAAAGCUAUAGUAGAGGGUCAGGUGGAUCCUGAAGGACGUGAGGUACGGGGACUAUAUAAAAGAUGCUCAGAGCUGCUUGGCCGAUUGACUAGUGAGGUACCAACAAACCCAGAACUGUGGUACCUGUAUGGCAUUCUUACUCGGGCAAAUACAGAACCAAGCCCUGAAACUCGUCACUUAGCUAUGCAACAGUUCAAGAAGGCUGUGGCAGCAACUACACAAAAAGCAGGCUGGGAGAAAGACACAAUUACAGCAGUAGCUGUGUUGCAUCGGUCUGCAUGCUUAAUAGAUGCAGCUCUAGCAGCCACAGAUGGUGUGAGUGCCAAAGUAGCUGUGGCUGAUCUUAACUCUGUAAAAAUGUCUGUACGUGGAGCAGUGUUGGGAACUCGAAGAGGUCAAGUAAUUGUAGCCACAGGUCAAGUGUUGGAAGAAGUGCAAGAACCGCUCAAGAAAGUAGAAGAGACAUUAGAUAUACUGAUGCAAAAGCUGGAAGAAAUUAAAUUACAGACAUGAUUACUACAGCUUUGGGUAGACAGUGAAGAAUUUUGCUGUUGAACCAAAUAUUUUAUAUUAGCUGUUCUUAAUCACUUCAAGUAGUGAUUGUUUUAUAUUAGGGCUAAACAAUGUGAUAAGAGAUUUUGACUGCUGUACUGUACUCUUGCCAAGUCUGUACACUGCUGUGGAUAUUUACAUUAUUAAAGACAAUUUAAUAUAAA
Procambarus clarkii (red swamp crayfish) is the source of this 2809-nucleotide messenger RNA. Its product is annotated as tetratricopeptide repeat protein 27. NCBI's taxonomy places the organism in Eukaryota, Metazoa, Arthropoda, Malacostraca, Decapoda, Cambaridae. Gene Ontology annotation, molecular function: protein binding. The record is from RefSeq and is a predicted model, not a curated record.